Puccinia graminis f. sp. tritici CRL 75-36-700-3 is the source of this 1730-nucleotide messenger RNA. RefSeq lists its product as uncharacterized. NCBI's taxonomy places the organism in Eukaryota, Fungi, Basidiomycota, Pucciniomycetes, Pucciniales, Pucciniaceae. The coding region runs from base 78 to 1730 and encodes 550 amino acids. The record is from RefSeq and is a predicted model, not a curated record. The transcript is spliced from 16 exons.
GUCACCUUAUUGUUAUCUUCAAAGACCAACCCCAACAUAUAAAAAAGAACUUGCUUCACGAGUAAAUAAAAAUCGAGAUGUUUAAGCUCAAACUUUCCAAAUUGUUAAUUGUAGUCAUAGCUGCUUGUCAGCUUUUCCGAUCAGCUUCAUGUAAUCAAUUUCAUCAAAAUUUUAAAAGUCAAAAUUUAAGACGAAGAGAGGUUCCAUUCGGGAAUCCAAACUCCAACUACGCGAAUCGUAACGCGAAUGAUGGAUACGGCCCUAGUACUGGACGUGGGAACAAAGUAAAUAAUGUGCCUGGACAAGCUGGCGGUGCUAAAUAUCCAGGCUCAAGUGGACCAGUUCCAAGUGGCGGAAAUGCGGUAAACGCGCCGAAUCUCGGCGGAAUUUUACCAGGUAGUGCCCCUGGAGUUGCCAAUGGUGGCAUCGGGGGGUCACUUCCUGGAGUCACUAAUUCUGGAGGGAUCAGCACUGGAUUACCAUCGUCUGGCCUUCCGACCGGUGGGAAUGGAGUGAACGCCCCGAGUGUCGGCGGCAAUCCCAGGUAUUUGUCCAUUUCUGAACGAUUGGUUGGGAAUGUUAAAGCUCAUCUUCUAUACCCUCUCAGUGCUACCAGCGCGCCAGGAAAACUUCCAGUCGGAGUAAACGGUGGUGGCCUUGGAAACAACGCCCCGGGUGGCAUCCCUGGCGCACCUCUUGGCAGUCCUGUUGUGAACAGUCCUGGUGGUACCAAGGGCACCAGCCUCGGUGGUGUUCUGGGAACCACUCCUGGAGGAUCCCUGGGUGUUCCAGGCUCCUCUCCCGGCGGCGCGAAAGUCACAAUCCCCGGCGGCGUUUCGGGAACCACUACCGGCACAACGACUCCAGGUACUACUAUCAGCGCCCCGGGUGUCGGCGGGAAUCCCAGUGCCGCCGGCGCACCAGGAAACCUUCCGGUGGGAUUAAACGGUGGUGGCCUUGGAAACAACGCUCCGGGUAUUAUCCCUGGUGCACCUCUUGGCAGCUCUGUUUUGAACAGUCCUGGUGGUGUUCAGGGGACCAUUCCCGGUGGUGUUCCGGGAACCACUCCUGAUGGAUCUGUGGGUGUUCCUGGCUCCUCUCCCGGAGGUACGAAAGUCCCAAUCCCCGGCGAUGUUUCGGGAAUCACUACCGGUACUGCGACUCCAGGUAUUACUCUUGGGGGUCUUUCGGGGUCUCCUUCGAACACAGGAAACAAUCCCAGCAUUCCUCUGGGAAGCACUCCUGGCGGCUCUCUAGGAAAGAAUCCUGGAAGUAUCUCGGGAAUCGCUGCUGGUAGCGUUCCAGGAAGCGGUCUUGGUAGUGCUCCGAUAACUCCUCCCGGCGUCGUCGUCGGAAAUGUUCCAGGUGGCAGUCCGGGAAGGAUUCCAGGGAGCGGUGUUGCUGGAUCUCCCGUAGUUCCAGGUGGCUCUCCUAUCAACAACGUCGGAGUCAUCUCUGGAAACAAUCCUGGAAGUUCUGCUGGAGGUUUACUCACCAACUCGACCGGAAAGAUUACAGUCAUCAGUUCAGCUGCCGUGAGUCAGAAUGCCCCAGGAACAGCUGGCGCGACCAACGGAGCUACACCCCCGGGAACCAUCAAUUCCGGGGUGGGAAACUUAGGUACCUCGCCUGUGACACCUAUUUUGGGGUCGACACCUCAAGGUGCUAGCUUCAAUUCCACGGCUGCAGGUCUUCCCUUCAAUCAAGGAAAUUUGAGCAAGCCUAAGUGA